AUGGGCCGCCAGCCGCGAAAGCGCCAGAUCUCGUGUCACUUCUGCCGCGCGCGCAAGCUGCGGUGCAAUCGCGAGUUUCCCUGCUCCAAUUGCACAUCCCGCGGAGUUCCAUGCCCGGAGCCUCAGCACGCCGCCUCACCGGCCGCCCAGCGCCCGGCAGCCAAGAAGGCGGCUCCCAAGGCCGGGGAGACGGACAUCCAGAGCCGCCUGGAGCGACUGGAGGGUCUCCUGCAUGGGCUGAGCAAGCACCUGGAGGCUUUACCCGAGCAGCCCCAGCCAACCGCCGUCGCCUCCUUUGAGCCCCUGGCUCCUCAGCUACCCCUACCACUAAAGGUCCAGAGCCUUACGAACGAUGCUUUGCGGCUUGAAGCUUCUUGCAUUGUCACUAAAACAAGCGUUAACAGCAUCGUCUUUCGCGCGUGCCCCAUCCGCUCAAUCACGCAACUUUCAUCAUACAUCUUUCAGGACUUGUCAUCCGAGCCCACGCGAUGUAUUUGGCUGCCCAACCGCGGCGAGGCGGAGGUGUUGGUUGACAAGUACCUCAACGACCUCACCGCUAUCCACCACAUCGUCCACGCCCCCUCAUUGAAGAAGAUGGUGACGCUCAUCUACGAUAGCCUUCAAAUGGGCACCCAAAUAUCGCUGGGGCUUGUGGUUCUUUUGCUGUCAAUCCUCGCCAUGGCCACCUAUUCGUGGACACCCCUGGACGAUGAGAAAAAGGUAUUCCAAGACUUCAAGGAGGCCAACUCGCAGACUCUCUGUUGGGUCAAGGCCGCCUUCAAUCUCCUUGAAAUAUGUCAACGCAAUGCCCAUAACUCCCUGGAAUGUGUACAGGGGCUCACGAUACUAUCCAUCGCCAUUUUCAACCUCGAGGGCCUCUCCCCAAGAGGUCGAACCACUCUCGCUCGUGCUAUAUUCAUGUGCCGAGAACUUGGGUUGAAUCGCCUUGAUCACGCUUACAGAGACACUCUCUUCGAACACUACCCACCUUUGACUGUACUGACGGCUGAAGUUGGAAGGAGGGUAUGGUGGUAUCUGAUAGGAAUCGAUUGGAUGCUUGCUCGUUUUCCCGGUCCACAAGAAGGGACGUACUUGAUCAAUCCGGAGCAUAUGGCGGUUAGAAAACCCCUCAACAUCAGUGACGAGGAUAUGGCAGAAGGCCAAGAACUGGUCGCCAAGCCAAUAGACCAGCCAACAUCCAUGUCCUUCUUCCUCCAACGCAUUCGUGUAACGGAAAUAUUUCGAGUCUUUUCUGAUCGAGUACCCCUUGAGAAAUCCAACACAAGCGCCAUUCGAUACGAAACGGUCCUGCAGAUUGAUGCAGCAAUCGACAGCUUCAUCCAACACGAAAUUCCAGCUUUCUUUACGAUGGAUGCCAAAAGCCUAGGGGAGCUCCCUCCUAAUCAUCCAAAGCGCUCCCGCACCAUUUCAAUCCAACGGCACGUUCUCAAAAUUUUCGUCAACGGCCAGCGCUGCAGGCUUCACCUCCCCUACCUUGCGCGCGGUACAGUUGAUCCAACGUACGCACAUUCACGAGAAAUAUGCCUCAAGAGUGCGCGGCUCGUUCUUCAAGGACAACAAGACCUCGAGAAAGUAGACGCUUCUUUUGCCUGCACGAGACUUCGCAUGGGUGUGGUUGCGCACAGCAUUUUCUUGGCCGUCAUUGCGCUGCUGUUUGACCUGUGCCUAGUGACCGAUGCGGACGACAAAGUGGCCAGACAACAGGAAGCUGAGUAUGCCUGGAAAAUCUUGGAGGAAUCCGAAGUGCAAUCCGUCCCCGUCGCCAAGGGAAUGGGCAUCCUAAGAGAGGUUAUGGAGAAGUACAGAAUACCAGUUCCAAAGGUGAAUGGGCAUGGUCAGCAGGAGAUCGUAAUCAACGGCGCUCAUGCUGCUAUCCCGCUGAGGCCAUGUACGACAGAUAAUAUGGGGCCACCACCUGGAGUGGACUUUGGCAAAGACCACCAUACUGGCGAGGAUUUAGAAGGCCAGAUAUCCAGGAUGGAUCUGGAGGGUGUUGACUGGGACCGCCUAUUCUGGGGUCUCGAUGCCCCUUUUAUCUAG
Molecule: messenger RNA, 2061 nt
Organism: Ilyonectria robusta
Lineage: Eukaryota; Fungi; Ascomycota; Sordariomycetes; Hypocreales; Nectriaceae
Exons: 3
Coding region: 1-2061 (686 amino acids)
Biological process (GO): regulation of DNA-templated transcription
Molecular function (GO): zinc ion binding; DNA-binding transcription factor activity, RNA polymerase II-specific
Source: RefSeq, a predicted model, not a curated record